CAAAACUGCUGGAAAGCCUAGAUAGCUUCCUCACAUCCUAAAGUGGAACUCGAGCCCAUAUCAUUCUGGCUGAGAAAGUGGUGCCAGCUUCAAUGCAAUGCAAAUGGGUCAAAUGUCUUCUGUUGUCCAAACCUUUUUUGAAAGCUCUCCUCCAGGAAAUACUCUUAUGAACAGCAGUAAUGAAAUGGAUUCUGCUGUCAUUGGAGGUGUCAUAGCUGCUGUGAUCUUUGUGGUUAUUUGCCUCUUCGUGGUUAUGAUCCGCUACCUGUACAGGCACAAGGGCACGUAUCACACCAAUGAGGCUAAGGGCACAGAAUUUGCUGAGAAUGCAGAUGUCGCUUUGAAGAACGAUCCCAACUUCCAAGACUCUGUGGACGAAAGUGAAAACACAGAAGCUUGAAAAUCAUAUCUUGGAUUACAAUCUUGUUGGUCUUUGCUCCUGGAGGCUAGAUUUUGCGUCAUUGCCUAUCAGACUGAUUAUAGUUGGAGCACUUGACAAGUAUACAUCUUGUGGCUGGGGGACGGAUUGUUAUGUCACAGAAGAAGGCCAUUCAACCCAUCCCAACUUUUUACAAGAACAAUCCAAUCAGUCCCAUUCCCCAGCUCGUUCCUGCAGUCCUGGAAAUAUUUUUCCUUCUCAUACCAAGCCAAUUGUUCUUUUGAAAUCCAAUAUUUGAAUCUGUUUCUACCAAUGUUCACGAAUCAGAGGGAGCAGAUUUAAUGUGAUUGGCAAAAGACCAAAGGAGACAUCAGGAGAUACUUUUAACAUGUGUAAUAGUUAUGAUCUGAAAUGUGCUGCCUUAAAACGAAUGAAAGGUGAUUGACUGGAAAUGUUAGUGAUGUUUCUCUCUCCUGAAUUAUUGAAUAUUUUCUGAUUUUAAAUUUCCAGCAUCUGCAGUAAUUUGCUUCUGAAGCCCAAUUGUUAUGUCUCUUUCCAGAGCACAAGAUGAAUUUGGAUAGAAAUGUUCAUCUUAUCUGGAACACUUUUUUUCUCCAAAGGCAGCUAUACUUGAACAUGACCCACUGUGUAUCUUAAACUAGCACUCCUCAAAGUUUUUUCUUGUGACCAAGGAGAAGCAAAAAUGUUACGCCUUGAAUAAAAUCCGUGUUCCUCGUCUUGUUUGCAAAACGUCACACAAAAUGCUAAUUUUAAAUAAUGAAUAAAUUUAAGCACUAAUUUCACAUGCAAUUUCUUUUAAAUACAAUACGGUGAACAGUUUCAACCUAAGACCAAGUCCAGCCAUCUGUUCACUCCUUCCUAUCAUUAAAUAGUAAGAUAUUUAAGAUAAGAUGAGAUAUUUAUUUGUUAGUCACAUGUACACUGAAACACACAGUGAAAAGCGUCUUUUUGCAUUACUGAGAAUGUGCUGGGGGCCGCCCGCAAGUGUCGCCAAUGAGAAGAUCCUUCACACGGAUCAAACGAUCAACCACAUCUCAUUGUCCCAUUUUCUGGUCCUGUGUCAGCUGUGUGUUCACCUGUCAUCACACAUGACUACAGGUUAGAACAGGGAGCUACAGAAUCCAGGCCAACAACUGUUCCCAGGCCCAAAGCUCCCAGGCCCGGGAUCAUGAGCCUAUUUUCUGAACACAUUAACACCUACUUUCUUCAUUCUGGUUGUAAGAGCAGACAUCAGCUUGUAACAACUCAUCUCCUACAUUUCCAUCCCAGUGAUUUCUUCAUUGUAACACUACCAAAUGGGGAUGAAUUUCUCGGAAAACAACUUUAGGUUUGACUUUGCAUGUACCAAUAUCAUGAUAUGGGAUUAGGACAAUCAUAUGCCGCUUAAGGGCAAUAAUAAGAAGCAUUACCAAUUAAAUUUAUUAUUUUUCAACAAGCAGAACUUAAGAAAUAGACAAUCAAAACUGGCCAUCAUCUGCUAGGGAUAAGUAGGCUGUUUGGAUUCCCCAGUGGUAGACCUUGGGUUCAGCGACAUCACUUGUCUGGAAUUAAAUCCGGUGAUAAACAUUCAACUGGACUGCCUACAUUAAUUGUAAACAUGCUUGGGUGUACAAUGGAGUGCUUCUCAACAUCACCUAUCCAGGGGAGUAUGUCCUCACACUGUCGCAGAGUCUUCCAAUGCAAAAAGAGCACUUGCGGGCUGCCCCCAGAACACUAAACGCAAAAGAUGCAUUUCACUGUGUGUUUCGAUAUGCAUAUGACUAAUAAAGAUACUUUAUCUUAAUUUGCGCCAUUGUGCCCGUUCUAACAUCUGGAAUGCUCUCCCUAGCUGUUGAGCCUAGAGGUCAGUUGAAAAUUUCAAAGUUGAAAUGGAAGCAAAAGACUGCAGAUUUUGGAAAUCUGAAAGAAAACCAGAAAAUGCUGGAAAAACUCAGUAGGUUAGGCAGCAUCUGUGGAGACAGCAAGAACAGAGUCAAGAGACUGAAACAAAGACUUCCAGAAUUGUCAUACUCUGCAUUUCACACUUCCAACUUUUUUUGCUUCUUUUCCCACUCUAAUUGCUGGUAACAAAAGUAAAGUUACUGCAACAAACCAGGUCUCCACACUAUUAUGACGUUCCCUUUGUUGUCUUCAGCUUGUUACUUCAACAGAAUUGUUUCCUCACUUUUCCAGUUGUGAUGAAGGGUUUUUGACCUGACCUGCUCUUUCUGGCUUUUUCUGUUUUUUGUCCCAAAGAUGAAAAGGAUGAAUUUUUGAAAUAAAAGCAGAAAAUGCUAGAAAUGUACAAUAUGUCAGGCAGCAUCUGAGGAGAGAGAAACAGUGCUAAUGUUUCAGGUUAGUGACCUCUCAUUCACAUGAAUAUAAUUUUUUGUUUGGCAAGGGCAAACAGUUAUAGAACCAGCAUGGGUAGAUGGAAUUGGACACAAAUCAUCUGCACUCUUAUAGAAUGAAGGAACCAAAUCGAUGAGUUAAAUGCUCCAACUAGACCAACGUGGAAUGAAAGUUAACAAAAUUAAAAUCAAGCUGAAAAUAAGUUGUGACAAACUUCUGACUGUUAUGGAAGCUUAAGGCAAUGUCUUGAGAUUGGAAGCCAAUGCUUUGUCUAUUUAUGGUUAUAAAUGGGCAAGGUUAACCUGGAAAUAAAAGACAUUUUCUCCUUACAUCUGUUGGAGAAAAUGUACGUUCAUUCGGUUGCUUGCGAUAAGGCAUAAGCCAGUUUUGUUUUCACUUGAAAGUCAUCUCCUUGCAGGAUUUCUUUGAAUACUGUGAACAUAUUGGAUACAGUGUUAGCAGAGGUUGGGUGCUUGACAAAUUCACCUCUAAGUGAGAAGAUGUUGGGUUUAUGUUCUACUCUGGAGAAUGGAGUACCAAAAUCAAUGUAGUUGGUCCGUGUAGUAAUGAGAGAACGCAACACUGUUGGAAGCAGACCCCUCUCUUGGCAUUAAGAGUCCCUAGCGCUAUUGUAAAGAGGACUAGAUGCGAUAUACUGAUUAAUAUUUCUCUAUCAUGAUUAAAAAAUUUCAAUUAUAUCACUGUUAUGUAAUCAUUACUGGAUCUAAACCUAAAUAAAAUUUGAGACAAUUCAAAAUGGUAGAUCAGGAAAAACUAUUUCCUCCGAUGAGAAGCUUGGUAAUCAGAUUUAAGGGCAUAACCUUUAAGAUAUUUGGUCAGCAUGCCAGGGGAACAGUGGUUGGAAACAUUUUUAAAUAGCAAGAUACUGUGAUCUGGAAACCAUUGUCUGAAAGGGUGGUGGCAGUGGGUUCAGUAAACUACCUAAAAGUAUAUAUGUUUAAAAAUAGGGGUGUGGGGAAGAAGCAGUCGUUUGGGUCUAUCUGGGCAGCUUGUGGAACAAGUACAGAUAUGAUGGGUCCAAUACUGCCUCCUAUGAUGUGUGAUUCCAUAAGUCUGUGACAUAUAAAA
Molecule: messenger RNA, 3820 nt
Organism: Pristis pectinata (smalltooth sawfish)
Lineage: Eukaryota; Metazoa; Chordata; Chondrichthyes; Rhinopristiformes; Pristidae
Gene: gypc
Product: glycophorin C (Gerbich blood group)
Exons: 4
Coding region: 98-400 (100 amino acids)
Cellular component (GO): membrane; cortical cytoskeleton
Source: RefSeq, a predicted model, not a curated record